Messenger RNA from Vicia faba (fava bean), 1251 nucleotides. The record is from the annotation of a GenBank genome assembly. Lineage: Eukaryota; Viridiplantae; Streptophyta; Magnoliopsida; Fabales; Fabaceae.
AUGAAAAAGAGAGGUUUUUUACCUGAUGUUGUUACUUAUAAUAUUCUCAUUGGGGGUCUUUGUUGGAGGGGUAAACUUGAUUUGGCUUUAAGGGUUAUGGAUCAGUUGUUGAAAGAUAAUUGUAGGCCAGAUGUUAUAACUUAUACUAUUUUGAUUAAAGCAACUAUUAUUGAAGGUGGUAUUGAUAAGGCUAUGAAGCUUUUGGAUGAGAUGUUGUCGAGAGGGCUUCGACCUGAUGUGUUUACUUAUAAUGUUGUUGUUAAAGGUAUGUGUAAAGAAGGGUUGUUGGAUAGAGCUUUUAAGUAUCUUAGUAGUAUAAGUUGUAAGGGCUGUGUUGCUGGUGUGAGUCCUUAUAAUCUUCUGUUGAAGAAUCUUUUGAAAGAAGGGAAAUGGGAAGCUGGAGAGAGUUUGAUGUCUGAUAUGUUGGAUAAAGGUUGUGAGCUGAGUUGUGUGACAUACAGCAUAUUGAUUAGUUCGCUUUGUCGUGAUGGCAAAAUUGUCGAGGCUGAGAAUGUGUUGAAGGGUAUGAAGAAGAGAGGGUUGGCUCCUGAUGGUUAUUGUUACAAUCCAUUGAUUUCUGCUAUUUGUAAAGAAGGAAAAGUAAAUUUGGCUAUAGAGUAUUUAGAUAACAUGAUAUCAGAUGGUGGUUUGCCUAGUAUUGUUUCCUAUAACUCGAUCUUGGCUUCUCUGUGUAAGAAUGGACAUGCUGAUGAGGCUUUGAACAUCUUUGAGAAGCUCGGUGAAGUGGGCUGUCCUCCAGAUGCAAUUUCUUAUAAUACAUUGUUUGGUGCAUUGUGGAGCAGCGGCGAUGAAAUUAGAGCGUUGAGGAUGAUUUUGGAUAUGUUAAGCAAAGGCAUUGAUCCUGACAAGGUCACCUAUAGUUCACUUAUUUCUUACUUGUGCAGAGAUGGAUUCGUGGAUCAGGCAAUUGAGUUGUUGGUUGACAUGAUGGAGAGUCACAAGUAUCAGCCUGCUGUUAUUAAUUACAAUGCUGUUAUUUAUGGAUUGUGCAAGGUACAAAGACUCAUAGAUGCUAUUGAGGUGCUCGCUGCUAUGAAUCAGAGAGGAUGCUUGCCAAAUGAAAAAACCUACAUAUUGUUGAUUGAAGGGAUUGGUUGUGGAGGAUGGCAAAAUGACGCGAUUGAGUUGGCUAGCUUGCUUGUUAAUAUGGAUGCUUUAUCGGAAGAUUCAUUCAAACGUUUGAAUCUAACAGUUCCUGUGUUUGAUGCGCAAAAGAGCCUGCAGUAUUAG